AUGGUGAGUUCAGAAAAACCCAUGUUGAAAAAGAACCAGAAACGCCUCCUUUUCACCAAGUUACCUCUAAUGGCGUUUUCUGUCCUCAUGGUCAUCUUCAUCAUCUUCAACCUCUACAUAAAAAACCCAUUUCAACAUUCAUCAAAUGUCCAAAACUACCCUUCAACAAAGCGAUUCAGCCUCCUAAUAGGGAUCCUAACUCGAGCAGAUAAACAUGAACACCGCCAUUUCCUUCGCCUCAUCUAUGGAAUCCAAUCCUCUCCCUUAGCUCAAAUAGACCUCAAAUUUGUAUUCUGCAACCUCACAAAACAAGAACAAAGAGUUCUAAUCUCCCUCGAGAUCAUAAAAUUCAAUGACAUUAUCAUUCUCAACUGUUCAGAAAACAUGAACGAUGGGAAAACCUACACAUACUUCUCUUCACUUCCAAAUAUUCUAUCUCACCCUUAUGAUUAUGUCAUGAAAGCAGAUGAUGAUGUCUAUUUUCGUCUUUUACCACUCGCAUCAUCCCUCCAACCACUUCCAAGAUCGGAUUUGUACUAUGGGUUUGUGAUUCCAUGCCAAAUGGAAUGGAUUGCAAAUUCGGAUAUUCCUAGGAAUAAUACAAUUGGCCCUGAGGAUAAACUGGUUGGAAAAUGGUUAAAUCUUGGGAAAAAAGCAAGAAAUAGGGUUUCUAAUAAGCCGGCUAUGUAUGAUUAUCCUGGCAUAAAUGGCAGGUGUUCACAUGAGCUUAUUCCUGAAACAAUAGCUGUUCAUAAGCUCAAAAGAUGGGAUCAAUGGCUUGAUGUGAUUCGGUAUUUUAAUGUUACUAAAGAUCUUAAUACAUCGAAGCUUUACAAUGGUUUGAACUUUGACUCGGUUUUCAAUUUAAAAAUGUAA
This is a messenger RNA of Lactuca saligna, 876 nucleotides long. The record is from the annotation of a GenBank genome assembly. NCBI's taxonomy places the organism in Eukaryota, Viridiplantae, Streptophyta, Magnoliopsida, Asterales, Asteraceae.